CAGCAACCUGUAAGUCCAGGAAUUAUAGGCCUGGAGAUUUUUAUUGCUUUCGUUGAUGAGUAUAAAACCACGUCGUUCAAGUCACAGAAAUCAUAUUAAAACAGACUGACCAUCGAGUAUAGUAAGGAAUCUGUUAAGCUGAUCAUCGUGAUGACCAAUUUGUGCGGCACUGUGUUUGUUUCGGCUCUGCUUGUGUGUCUGUGUGGCAAUGGUUUCGGCCUGGUUGAGGCUGGUGAGCCGGCUAAGCGCGCUGAUGACGUUACCAUCAGCUCUGCCUAUCAGUUUGCUCGGUUGUCGAUGUGUACUACGGGGUUGAGUCUGUGGUCAUUCCAACGGGACUACAACGGAUACGGGUGUCACUGUGGCGUCGGGGGUAGCGGCAACCCGCUGGAUGCAACGGACACUUGCUGUAGAACUCACGACAGAUGCUACCUGCAAAGUCCGUGUUUGACCAAAGCACUCUGGUAUACGAUCCCAUACAAAUACAGCAAGAGCGGGUGCGGGACCGCUCACGCCAGCAUCACUUGCAAGAGGGCCUCGAGCUAUCCGUGGUACUACGUGGGCGAGAACUGCGCUAAGGCAAUCUGCAACUGCGACAAAGCUGCUGCCUUAUGCUUUAAGGCGAACCGGUCAACUUACAACGCACAUUAUCGCAACCAUAACAAAUCCACUUGCUAGUUGCUAUAAUUCAGAUAAAGGAGUAGUCCAAACGAUUUCGAUUCAUAUCUCGAUCACUCUAGUAUAAACUUGAACGCAUAAGGUACACUCUAAAACAGCCGGGUCUGAUUGACCCGGAAUCCGGGUUCUAUUUUGGCUCAAUCCUUUUCCGGGUCAAAAAUGAUACUCUUAAGGGGCAAAACGACACUUUUUGGGGGUCAAAAUGACAUUUCCUUUGGGUCAAAAUGACCCGGAAAAGUGUCAAAACGACCCA
Molecule: messenger RNA, 931 nt
Organism: Patiria miniata (bat star)
Lineage: Eukaryota; Metazoa; Echinodermata; Asteroidea; Valvatida; Asterinidae
Product: phospholipase A2, membrane associated-like
Exons: 4
Coding region: 151-678 (175 amino acids)
Biological process (GO): lipid catabolic process; phospholipid metabolic process; arachidonate secretion
Molecular function (GO): phospholipid binding; calcium ion binding
Source: RefSeq, a predicted model, not a curated record